AACAACUAGCUAUAGCCAUAGCCUUAGGCUUAGGCAUAGUUUAAGAAUCAUGGAGUACUCUAUUCAAAUUAAGGGUGGUUUGAUAAAGUGAUUGUCAAUAAAGAGCUGUACCUAAAUUUUUUUAUGCAAACUAAGCUGGUCCUUAUUUCAUUUUAAUAAGACUAGCCAACCAAUCCCUUACCAACCACUAGUUCCCUAUCCUAAGAUUCUAAUGACAACCCAUUAGUUACUGCAAUUAUAUGUAUCUAUCUAUCCAUAUCUAUAUGUAUGUGUGUAUGUGUGGGAGAGGACAGACAUGGUUAAAGGAUGAACGGCUCCUUAGUCUCUCUUUUGAAAAUUUUCCUUUGGAAAAAUACCUUGAUUUAGACCACAAAGAACGAAUAUUCUCUACUAAAGCUGCACCAGUUGCAUUCUAUAGAUGUAUAGUAUUGGUACUACAAGCUCAUAAGUUUUCUUAUUGAAAUCCAUCGCUUGCUUCCAAGUACUGGCCUACAAUGGCGGUUCAACACUCCCUUGAACUAGAUAAUGGUUCCUGUGACGAUGAUGGACAUCCCGCAAGAACGGGUAAUGGAGAUUUCAGGACUAGAACGCUUUUAAUUAGUUUUGUGUUAUUCGGUUUUGGUCCAACGGAGCUUUAACUUUACGGUGUGUAUGUGUGGGAACUCAAUCAGGGACCUUGUGGAGUUGUGUUGCACACAUAAUUACUGCUGUUAUAGGCUCUGGAGUAUUGUCCUUGGCUUGGAGUACUUCACAGCUAGGAUGGUUAGCAGGACCUAUUGCCUUGCUUAUCUUUGCUAUUAUCACCUAUCUUUCGGCUUUCCUUCUUUCCGAUUGUUAUCGGACCAACGAUGGAACACGAAACAAGUCUUACAUGGACGCUGUUCGGAUGUAUCUUGUUCAGGUAGAAAGCGGACAUGGAUGUGUGCUUUGCUUCAGAACCUGAGCUUGUAUGGGACUGAUAUUGCUUAUGUAAUUACUACUUCAACCAGUAUGAGAGCAAUUCAGAAAUCAAACUGUUACCAUAGAGAAGGGCAUAAAGCAGCAUGUUCAUAUGGAGAUACUACAUAUAUGUUGCUAUUUGGAGGUGUUCAAGUAGUGAUGUCACAGAUACCAGAUUUCCAUAACAUGGAGUGGCUUUCAGUUGUUGCUGCAAUCAUGUCCUUUACUUACUCUUUCAUAGGGUUUGGACUUGGAUUUGCACAAGUGAUAGAAAAUGGGAGGAUUCAAGGGAGUAUAACAGGAGUGCCUGCUGAUAGUGUUGCUGAUAAACUAUGGUUAGUAUUUCAGGCACUUGGAGACAUUGCAUUUGCUUAUCCAUAUUCAAUUAUCCUUCUUGAAAUACAGGAUACCUUGAAGUCACCUCCACCAGAGAACAAGACCAUGAAAACAGCUUCAAUGAUUGCAAUCUUUGUAACAACAUUUUUCUACCUCUGUUGUGGUUGCUUUGGAUAUGCUGCCUUUGGCAACAAUACGCCAGGAAAUCUCUUGACGGGAUUUGGAUUUUAUGAGCCUUAUUGGCUUAUUGACUUUGCUAACGCUUGCAUUGUUCUUCAUCUGGUGGGUGGAUAUCAGAUAUUUAGUCAGCCAGUGUUUGCAUUUGUGGAAAGAUGGUUUACCAACAAGUUCCCAAGCAGUGGGUUUGUGAAUAACUUCUACACUAUCAAACUCCCAUUGCUGCCUUCAUUUCAAAUGAAUCCUCUGAAGAUAUGCUUUAGAACAGCCUAUGUUGCAUCCACAACUGUGAUUGCAAUGAUCUUCCCAUACUUCAACCAGGUUUUAGGAGUGUUGGGGGCAUUGAAUUUUUGGCCUUUGGCUAUAUAUUUUCCAGUGGAGAUGUACUUUGUGCAGAAGAAAAUCCAACCCUGGACCAGAAAAUGGGUUGUUCUUAGGAGUUUCAGCUUUUUCUGCUUGCUUGUCAGUAUUGUGGGAUUGAUAGGGUCGAUUGAGGGACUUAUUAGUGCAAAAUUUGGGUAAAAGACUGUAAAGGAAAGACUACAUAUUAUGUUUUCUUGACAUAAUGUAUUUCAUGAACUUCAAGCUUGACAUUGGAUUUUUUUUUUCUCAAAAUAUAGCUCAAUUUACAAAUAUGUCAAGUUAUUCA
Molecule: messenger RNA, 2101 nt
Organism: Gossypium raimondii (Peruvian cotton)
Lineage: Eukaryota; Viridiplantae; Streptophyta; Magnoliopsida; Malvales; Malvaceae
Product: probable amino acid permease 7
Exons: 7
Coding region: 652-1974 (440 amino acids)
Cellular component (GO): plasma membrane
Source: RefSeq, a predicted model, not a curated record